Molecule: messenger RNA, 360 nt
Organism: Elephantulus edwardii (Cape elephant shrew)
Lineage: Eukaryota; Metazoa; Chordata; Mammalia; Macroscelidea; Macroscelididae
Gene: RPRML
Product: reprimo-like
Exons: 1
Coding region: 1-360 (119 amino acids)
Source: RefSeq, a predicted model, not a curated record
AUGAAUGCGACUUUCCUGAACCACAGCGGCCUGGAGGCGGCAGGUGGCGUGGGCGCCGGCGGGACGGCUUUGGGGAACCGCAGCCAAGGACUGGGUCCGUGGCUAGACUGCUGUCCCGGGGGUGCGCCGCUGGCCACCAGCGACGGGGUUCCCGCGGGGCUGGCGCCCGACGAGCGCAGCCUGUGGGUGUCGCGCGUGGCGCAGAUCGCGGUGCUCUGCGUGCUGUCGCUCACUGUGGUCUUCGGCGUCUUCUUCCUGGGCUGCAACCUGCUCAUCAAGUCCGAGAGCAUGAUCAACUUUUUGAUGCAGGAGCGCCGGCCCUCCAAGGACGUGGGCGCAGCCAUCCUGGGGCUGUACUGA